AAUUUCUGGACAAUUAUUCCAAUUGUAAUGCAUAAGCAGACACAGCUCUGCAGUCAGCGUCCCAGCAACUGCAACAGAGACCAGUGUCGUCUUCUUCCGAGUAAAUUCAGAGAAGUGGAGAGAGAGAGAGAGGGUAAUUUCUUCCUUUCCUUGCUCUUGUGGUCUCAUUUAUAUCAUAAGAAUUGGCUAAUACUUGGAAGCAGAUCAUCUUUGGAAGCGACUGACAGGGGAAGGAUGCAACGCGAUGCGGGCUCUAGUGGAGUUGGAGUCGAAGAUGCAAGGUCUCAAGAGGAGGUUCACCAAAUAAUGGAUUCUACAAAAAAAAAGGAUACACUUUCAGGACCCAGUGAGAGGAAGUUAGAUCUGUCACUUCAAAUACCCCCUCGAUUGGUAAAAUUGGGCAAUAGCUGUGGUGUAAAGGGUCUCCUGCAGUCUCAAAAUUCCAUCAAAGGUGGUUUGUCUCCAAGAAGCUUUCUAAGGGGGAUAAGCUUCAAGCACAAGGCAGCUGCACCUGAAGGCGAGAGAAGAUCACUCCUGAGUCCAGACCCCACCGUAGUCCCUGAGAGCUCUGACAUGGCCGAUUCUUCUGCAGAACCCUCUUGGAAGAGAUGUGUUUCCCUCCCUGUUACACCGGCAUCGAAUUUGUCACCUUCGGUUUCUACAUCCACCGCAGCAAGAAAAUGGGCUGCGCAGCAGAAACCACAUAAAGGGGAAGUCAAGGUGUCAAGGUCUUUGUCAGUUCCAAUGCGAAAUGUUGUUAUUGUGCGAUCUAUGUCCUUUGCCACCCGAAAGGAGUUUGCGCAAGUAGAUCAUGCUGAUGGCGAAAUAACUCCCAUUCAUAUGGAAGAUGAGGACGAAGAGAUUCCUGAGGAGGAAGCAGUUUGCAGGAUCUGUUUUAUUGAAUUGUCUGAAGGGGGAAACACACUCAAAACUGAGUGUAGUUGUAAAGGUGCUUUAAGACUUACACACGAAGAAUGUGCAGUGAAGUGGUUCAGCAUCAAAGGAAAUAAAAAGUGUGAUAUCUGUGGGCAAGAGGUGCGCAACCUGCCUGUAACUUUGCUUAGGGUACAGAGCUCUGCUCCAAGGGCUAACAGACAAGAGAACAAUAGACAAAGUUCAAAUUUGCAGUCGACAAGUGACUGGAAGGACUUAGUGGUGCUCAUCUUGAUUAGCACAAUAUGUUAUUUCUUCUUCCUUGAGCAGCUGCUGGUUGGUGAAAUGAAAUCUCAAGCAGUAUUGAUUGCAGCACCAUUUUCAUUCACUCUUGGUAUUAUGGGAUCGAUUUUCGCAGUCGUCCUUGCAAUCAAAGAGCAUACAUGGACAUAUGCAGCACUUGAAUUUGUAAUUGUGGCUGUAAUUCUCCACCUUUUCUAUUCUCUGCUUAACUUGAAUCCAGUAUAUUCCAUCCUGCUUGCAUCAUUUUGGGGUUUUGGAAUUACAAUGGCCCUUAACUCCCUGUAUCUUCGUAUAUAUGCUUGGCGAGCUCAGGUUACCCAGACUCAGAACAACCCUAAUCUGGCCUGAUAAGAGAAAUGAGGUUAAUCACCUUACAACAUACAAGCUCAUGUUGUAUACAUAGAAGAUUCAAAAAGUUGAAGCCAAUGAUAAAGUAGAAUGAGAAGAUCUUCAGUUGUAUGAGAUCCACCUAUCUGCACAAGUUAUUUGGUGUCUUCCUUUGCCUACGCAACCUUACUGAGAAGUGAAGCCCAGAAAGUAUCCUUUCUGCAUGUGUUAACAGCCAGAGAUUUCACCCAACCAAAAAGAGCAGAAAGCAGUUAAAACUUUUCCCAAUUUCAUUGGCUGUGUUUGGAAGAUGGUUAUAUAUUGUUUUUGAAAAAGCUUCUGUACCAUCAUUUGGAUAAAGGGCUGUAGGCUGCAAAUGUUCAUUUUUUAGACUUGAGUAGGUGUGAAUCCUUCUCCUCUGGCUGUGGGGAUUUUUUUUUUUCUGCUUUUUUGGUAAACCUAUUCUGGGUAAGUGGAUACAUGGUUUGUAAAAAUUUACCAUUUUAUUUCUUCAUGUUGGUCUGUCUUUGUAACUUGCCCAAGCAAGAUCUUUUAGUUUCCCUUUUGAAGUGAACUGAAUCAAUCAUCUGUAUUGUGCAGCAA
Macadamia integrifolia is the source of this 2106-nucleotide messenger RNA. RefSeq lists its product as uncharacterized. Bases 28 to 1524 code for a protein of 498 amino acids. NCBI's taxonomy places the organism in Eukaryota, Viridiplantae, Streptophyta, Magnoliopsida, Proteales, Proteaceae. The record is from RefSeq and is a predicted model, not a curated record. Gene Ontology annotation, molecular function: zinc ion binding. The transcript has 8 exons.